AUGUGCCUGGGUGCGGGCCAUGCGGCGUUGAGCGCCACCUGCGCCUCGUGUGUCGCUCUCCCCAGGGAGGAGAGUGAACGCAGGCGCGCGUUCUUCGCCGCUACAGCGCCCCGUCCGGACUCCUCUAAGGACGAGGAGUCUGAGAUUGACUGGGCCCCCCUCGACAUUCCACCUGUGCCCGCGGAGUGGGGUGACUGCGAGGACGGAGAGGUGUCGGAGGUCGGCUCUCUCCUCACGCUGGACGAGGUGGUGUCCAACCCGGAGCCGGACCGCUUCCCGCUGGACCACAUGCCUGGGCUCUACGCCACGGCGGCGGCCAUCAUGGAUGCCCCCCUGCCACCGCAACCGAACCAGAGGGUGGAGGACUUCACCUCUGGGUACGCAGCCCCUCGAGGGAGGAGGAGAGCCCAGCCCACGUUGUGCCCGCGUAUGGACCCGAUCGUCCAUUACGCGACACGUGAGUGGCCAAAACCCCUAGCGGCCAAGAGGCCCGCUUUGGGGUAUGGCAUGUACUGCAACGUGCAGGACUGGUCCUGGACAGGCGGGGUCCCGGACAUCGAGGACUCGGUUCGGGCGGCCCUGCACCCCUCCUCAUCCGUGUGGCCCAGCACCAGACCUCUCCUUCCCUCCGAGCGGGAUAGGAUGUCUCUGGCUAUGCAUGACAGAUGUUACGCCAAUGCGGCUCAGGUCGUCGCGGUGGCGAACAACAUGGCUUUCAUCACCGGGGCCCUGGAUAGGUCUCUCUCCUCUGACCAGGCACUCAGUGGAGACACCUUAGCCCAGGCGAGGACCACUUCAGCAGCGAUCUUGCGCAUGUGCCAAGCGCUAGCUGUCGAUGGCGGCCGCUCUAUGGCAGCAGCCCAGGUCGGGGCCAGACACCUCUGGCUGGGGGCGGUGAACCUCAGAGAGGCGGAGAAGAGGCAGCUGCUGGACCUGCCCAUCUCCCAGACGUCGCUCUUCGGUCCGGAGAUGCAGACGCUGAUGACGAGGCUGGACAGCGCGGCUAAGGACUCGGCUAGCCUAGCAAAACACCUAGCUACGAGACGCGAGGCCCGCCCACCAGCGCGGAGCCGAGACAGAGGCAGGGAGCGCUCGCCUGGCAAGCGCCCCGGACCAUAUCCACGCUCCGUGGUCCAUCGUUCCCCAGCGGCGAGACCCCCGGGCCCAGACAGGCACACGGGAGGUUCGCGGGACCAACACACCCAUCGACGGCCUCCCUACGGUAGAGGAGGUCGGGGUGGUAAAAACUCUUUCAAUAAAGGCCGUCCGGCAUUUCACCAGUACUCGCUGUCUGAGUCUCAUUUGGGGGUAUGUAACAUGUCAAAUGAUUUGAAUUCUGUUUGUGUUACUUCUCGAGCAUAUAACGUGGCUCCGCCAGGCCUGCAGCCCCCAGAGAAGGGCGUGCAGCGCGCUGUGCAGACCACGAGCUCCGAUUCACGGGUUCAUGUUUUGCCCUCCCGGAGAGAGGGCAGGCGGAGGGAUCUGAUAAGUGCUAAUGUGUGUGCUCCGGGCGCUAGCGUGUUAGCAUCUCUGAGCUACAAGGCUAACACGGGGUUUCCCAAUCCAGGGGCUCUCCCCCCCCUCCAUGAGGCAAGAGCCAAGGGGGGGCGCAGCAGCCGUGUCACGCGUGAUGAGCAGAGCUACAUUGCUAACACGGGGUUUCCUAAUCCAGGGGCUCUUCCCCCCCUCCAUGAGGCAAGAGCCAAGGGGGGGCGCAGCAGCCGUGUCACGCGUGAUGAGCAGAGCUACAAUGCUAACACGGGGUUUCCCGAUGCAGGGGCUCGCCCCCCCCUCCAUGAGGCAAGAGCCAGGGGGGGGCGCAGCAGCAGCCGGGUCACGUGUGGUGAGCAGUCCCGUACUUAUGACGUCGGACCUGCAGAACACGUGACCGCCCUCGGCGCUCACGAUUUCUACGACAUCUGGAAGGAGCAGGGCUUACUGUCAGAUGUUUGGCUGGAGAAAACUCUGCGCAGAGGUUACGCUCUGCAAUUUUUCCGAAAGCCACCACCAUUCCGAGGCGUACGGGCAGUACGCUCUCAGGUACGGGGAUCGACAGAGGCACUGGAAGCAGAGGUCUCCUCCCUGCUGAGUCGAGGCGCAGCAGUGGAGGUAGACCCGCAGGACGCCACCAGGGGGCUGUACUCCCCUUACUUUCUGUUUCGGAUGCUGUCCACAAGGCAGCUCCUCGAGUGUGUCAGGGAAGGAGACUGGAUGACAUCCAUAGACCUGACAGACGCAUACUUCCACGUACCCAUAGUGCCAGAACACAGGAGAUUUCUGCGCUUCGCAGUGGGAGAGAGGAAUUACGAGUACUGCCGUCUCCCUUUCGGGGAAGUGGCCGUGAGCCACACGCAAUGGGUCUUGUCCCACAUACAGCGUCUGGGCUUUGUGGUGAACAGGGAGAAGAGCAAGCUGCAGCCAGCCCAACGCAUGAUUUACCUCGGUCUGCAGCUAGACUCUGUGAUAUUCCGUGCUGCAUUGUCCGUGGACAGACGGACGAAUAUUACCCGUCUGGCCCGGGAGGUUCUGGCGGGCCCCAGAGUUCCCGCUCGGCGCCUCAGGUCCCUGCUGGGGAUGAUGGCAGCGGCUCAUGCUGUGGUGCGGCUAGGCCUGCUCCACAUGAGAAAUUUUCAGAGGUGGUUCUCGCGCCUCAGGCUUCACCCCUCCCGGGACGGGGGGAGGCUGAUCUGGGUUCCCCAAGGGGCAGCAUCGGACAUCAGGUUCUGGCUCACUCCGGGUCUACUGCGGGACGGAGUGACUCUGGCCUGCGCUGUGUCUCACGCCGAGGUGUUCACGGACGCGUCGCUCGAAGGAUGGGGCGGGGUCCUCGGCCAGAGCUCUGUAGGAGGCUGCUGGUCGGACUCAGCCCGUCACAUCAACCUGCUGGAGAUGGAGGCAGUGCACAGAGUACUGCUGCACUUUGCCCCUCAGCUGCAGGGGAGACACGUGAUGGUGCGCUCAGACAACACCACAGUGGUCUCCUAUCUGAACAGGCAGGGGGGCACCAGGUCCCCCGCUCUCCAUCGCAUGGCGACGGUGACGCUGCUGUGGGCGGCGCUUCACCUCCUGUCUCUCAGGGCGCGCACGUCCCGGGGGUCCGGAACGUGGGAGCCGACAGGAUGUCCAGGGGGGGGCCCACUCCAGGACGAGUGGGGCCUGGCCCCACGGGUAGCCGCGGAGAUCUGGCGGAGGUUCGGUCGUCCAGUAGUCGACCUUUUCGCCAGUGCAGAGAACGCACAGUGCCCGUCUGGUUCGCCUUAA
Knipowitschia caucasica is the source of this 3261-nucleotide messenger RNA. Lineage: Eukaryota; Metazoa; Chordata; Actinopteri; Gobiiformes; Gobiidae. The record is from the annotation of a GenBank genome assembly.